This is a messenger RNA of Terrapene triunguis (Three-toed box turtle), 2173 nucleotides long. RefSeq names its product solute carrier family 25 member 53 (gene SLC25A53). The record is from RefSeq and is a predicted model, not a curated record. NCBI's taxonomy places the organism in Eukaryota, Metazoa, Chordata, Testudines, Emydidae.
CUCAGUCUGGGAUCUGAGUCAACUUACUACCCCAGUCACAAAAUCUACUUGCUCUUUGCAUCAUCACAGGUGAUAAGACUGCAGCCUCAGCUGAUAUUAUUUGGGGCAGUGUCAACACACAUUUUUAUUCACUAUUUGUUUAUGAUACAGCCUGUAAUGUGCUAGUAUUUUCUAGACCCUGAAGAAGGAAUUAUCCCUGGCCUAAGGAACUCAUGGUCUAAAAACAGAGUGAGACCAACUGAGGAUGGAGAACAAAAAGAGGGACUUCAUAUACAGGUUACCAAGAUUCCCCAUAUGCUGCAUGGCAGAAGUGGGAUUUUGAAGAGGGACUUUGAUGUGGACAGGGUAUGGGCCUUAUGGACAGGAAGUUUGGUUGCCCCAUGCCUAGGUACGCUUGAGGGAGAAGGCCCAGAGGCCCAGACUCUCAAAGGGAUGUAGGAGCCUAAAGAAGCAGAAAGGCUAGAAUACCCACUAAAAUUCCUAGAGGAAAGAAAGUAAAAGCCGCUCCGCAGCCUACGACGACAUUGGCUUCAUGUGCAAGAAGCUGACAAACAGGUGAGCAAGGCGCGGGGGCAACAUGAAGCCUGACAUGGUCAUAUAAGUAGGGGGGAGCAGAGUUAUACAAGCUGGAGGAGCUGACAAGAAGUUUAACUUUGAUGCAGUAGCAGAUGGGGGGGAAGGGGAGGGGUGUCCAGUGGAGGGAUUUUUUUUUGAGAGAGAGAGUUCAACUGCAUUUUGUAUGAACUGAAGGGGAGGCGCAUGUCUGUCUGUAAAAUAUGGUAGGUGAGACAGAUGCUGAGGAGGAGAAAGCAGCAGGAUUUGGAUCUGACCAAGAUGUGUAGGGAAAUGGAGGAGGAUCCAGGCCCAGGGAGGAUGGUGGCAAUGAUAUCAGUAACAGAGAGAGGCAGUGGAGAUGGAUUGAGAGGGAAGAUCAGGAGUUUGGCUUUGGUUGUAUUAUGUUUCUAUCCAGGAGAUGGCUGAGAUGCAGGCUGAGAAGUGAGAGCGGAUGGGAAGAGAAACAGUCCCUGCCCUGAAUGUACAAUUGGAAGUGCACUCUUGACAGCUGUGUGCUGCCAUUGUCACCCCAGGAUUCUUCUGAGUGCUCCCAUCCUGCAAAGACUUCAACUGACUUUAUGCCUAAAGGAGAAGGUCUCAGAAUGGGGGACAAGGCCAGGAUACAGCACGGAGACCCUGAGAGGAGGGAGGAGGAAGAGAGAAGGUGGAGCUCCAGGAGUUACAAUGUAGGGGCCGUCUCCAGCUUCCUCUCUACCCUUGUGACCUUCCCCAUCUACAAGACCAUCUUCCGCCAGCAGAUCCAUGCCUUUUCCAUACAGGAGGCCAUACAGCAACUGCGCCAGGAGGGCAUGCGCCGCUUCUACCGGGGCCUCUUCCCACCACUCUUGUCCAAGACGCUCCAGGGAACCCUGUUGUUUGGCACCCAUGACAGCUUGCUCCUUCUCCUCACCAGCAACCCUUCUGAGCCUUGCACGCUGGGGGAGCGGUGGACAGCAGGAUUCCUGGCUGGCUUAGUGGAAGCUUUAGUCCUGAACCCCUUUGAGCGGGUCCAGAAUGUCCUGCAAGAUGGACGGAAAGAUGCCAGGUUCCCAAACACCCGCAGCAUCCUGCAGGAAUUCAACUCAUAUGGUCUGAAGGAAAGGCUGGUUGUAGGCUACUAUCGUGGCCUCAGCCCCGUCCUGCUGCGGAACAGCCUGGGCAGUGCACUGUACUUCUCUUUUAAGGAUCCCCUCCGUGAUGGCCUGGCCACGAGGGGCUUGCCUAGCUGGCUCCCUGCCCUGGUGUCUGGCAGUGUUAAUGGGACGGUGACUUGCCUGGCAUUGUACCCUCUGAGUGUCCUCAUUGCCAACAUGCAGUCACAGGUUGUGGGGAGGGAUCUCCUCGGCCUCCGGCAGUCUGUGUGGUCUGUCUGGGAGUCGCACGGGAGGAAGCUGACUCUUCUCUAUCGGGGCGGCUCCCUCCUUGUCCUCAGGUCCUGCCUGACAUGGGGUCUCACCACUGCCAUCCAUGACUUCCUGAAAGAGAACACAGGGCAGAAGUCCCAGGUGGAAUAAGGGGAGAGGCCAGAGAACCAUUGGCCCUGACAUUUCUAGUGUCAUGUCUCAGAGCCCUGAGGACUUUGAAUGGGUUUUCGCUUGUUUACAAAGAGGCCCUGAAG